This is a messenger RNA of Salarias fasciatus (jewelled blenny), 1354 nucleotides long. RefSeq names its product potassium channel tetramerization domain containing 4 (gene kctd4). Gene Ontology annotation, molecular function: protein binding. The record is from RefSeq and is a predicted model, not a curated record. Gene Ontology annotation, biological process: protein homooligomerization. The transcript has a single exon. Bases 73 to 849 code for a protein of 258 amino acids. Lineage: Eukaryota; Metazoa; Chordata; Actinopteri; Blenniiformes; Blenniidae.
ACAGAGCUUGGACCCGACUUGCAGACAGUCCAGCUCUGAGGCUGGGUCGAGGCUGGAGAGGGAGACUGGAGAAUGGAAUGGAACCUCAGAAGGAUGGAAAGUGAACUGAGGCACAUCAACCCGGACCUGCUGCAGCCCAGCAAGAGCUUCAAGAAGCCGUCCUCAGGCACCAUCACCAUCAAUGUAGGGGGGUUCCUGUACACUGCCCACCGGACCACCCUUUCCAAGCAGCAGGGGUCCUUCCUGGAGGAGCUGGCCAACGGUAAGAAGCCGGUCCAGCACACCGAUUCCAUGGGAAACCCCUUCAUCGACAGAGACGGCCCCGUUUUUCGCCAUGUGCUCAAUUACCUGCGGACCGGAGAGCUCCAGCUGCCCGACGACUUCCGGGAAUCGGGGCUCCUGCGACGGGAGGCCGACUUCUACCACCUGAGCGAACUGGUGGAGGCCGUGGCGGAGUGGGAAAGUCAGAGGGCGGCCCAGCGCGAGCCCGCAUUUUUGGAGGUGACUGAUAGCCAUGAGAGGUCUCAGGGCCUCAAGGUGUACUGCAGUGACCCCGCCUUCAUCGAAAAGGUCAAGGGGCGGCUGGUGCAGGUCUCCAAGAGCCGCCUGGACGGCUUUCCGGAAGAAUUUAUAGUGUCGUCCAACGUGAUCCAGUUCCGGCACUUUAUCAAGUCGGAGCCCGGCUCGCGGCUCGUGCUGAAGGAGGACAGCACAUUCCUGUGCACGCUGGACUGCCUGAAGCUGGAGACGGUGAUGCUGGCGCUGAAAUCCGGCUACAAGCUGAUCACCAGUCUCGACAGCAGCAAAGGCUCCGUGGUGGCAGCUGAGGCCCUGCAUUUUGUCAAGUAGGAUGGAGAAGGAGGGAAAAGGGGAGGGAGAUAGAGAAAAUACACCCUGCUCACGAAAGGUACUGGCUUAAAAAUCUUUCACAACGUGCUGAUCUGUGAUGUGGUGUGAGGAGGAGAACAGGGGGACUGUCUCACAGGACAGUGUUUAUAUCUUUACAGCACAACGGUGGCUGAAAAUCAGAAUUCAAUAAGUUUUGGGUGGUCGUUAUUUGCAAAGUGGUGAUGUGGCAUCGACCUUUUGCACCGCUACGUGAGCUUGAGUCGUUAAGUAUCCAGAAUGAUCCGGACUGUCUUUGCAAACUAAACUGCAUCCGAUUCUGUAACAGAAAUUAGAGGACGAGCCAACGCGGAACCCGCACGUGUGGAACGACGGGUUGGAACUGAGACUCAGACCAUCGACAGCUUUAUCAGUGGAUCUCGUCUCCGCACAUUAACCGCUUCUGCUGCUUUGUCCGCGGCUGCGAAAGACUAGAAACCAGCCUCGAUGUGCACGGUUGUGCCGUUCA